Molecule: messenger RNA, 2400 nt
Organism: Cyprinus carpio (common carp)
Lineage: Eukaryota; Metazoa; Chordata; Actinopteri; Cypriniformes; Cyprinidae
Exons: 7
Coding region: 68-1741 (557 amino acids)
Source: RefSeq, a predicted model, not a curated record
ACACAAGUUUCACAAUUUGAGUUGAAUUAAUGAAAUGAACUUUUCCACGACAUUCUAAUUUAUUGAGAUGCACCUGUACUUCCACCAUCCCAGCUCCAACUACUUCCACCAUCACCAUCAUAGCUCCAACUAUUUCCACCAUCCCAGCUACAACUACUUCCACCAUCACCAUCAUAGCUCCAACUACUUCCACCAUUCCAGCUCCAACUACUUCCACCAUCACUAUCCCAGCUCCAACUACUUCCACCAUCACCAUCAUAGCUCCAACUACUUCCACCAUCACCAUCAUAGCUCCAACUACUUCCACCAUCCCAGCUACAACUACUUCCACCAUCACCAUCAUAGCUCCAACUACUUCCACCAUUCCAGCUCCAACUACUUCCACCAUCACUAUCCCAGCUCCAACUACUUCCACCAUCACCAUCAUAGCUCCAACUACUUCCACCAUCCCAGCUCCAGCUACUUCCACCAUCAUUAUCAUAGCUCCAACUACUUCCACCAUUCCAGCUCCAACUACUUCCACCAUCACCAUCAUAGCGCCAACUACUUCCACCAUUCCAGCUCCAACUACUUCCACCAUCACCAUCCCAGCUCCAACUACUUCCACCAUCACCAUUCCAGCUCCAACUACUUCCACCAUUCCAGCUCCAGCUACUUCCACCAUUCCAGCUCCAGCUACUUCCACCAUUCCAGCUCCAGCUACUUCCACAAUCCCAGCUCCAACUACUUCGACCACCACCACCAUCCCAGCUCCAACUACUUCCACCACCACCAUCCCAGCUCCAACUACUUCCACCAUCCCAGCUCCAAUUACUUCCACCAUCACCAUCAUAGCUCCAACGACUUCCACCAUUCCAGCUCCAACUACCUCUACCAUCCCAGCUCCAACAACCUUCACUGUGCCAACCACCCCAAGUACGAAAAUACAAAGGACAUCUCAACGUACUGUAAACCUUGUCAUCAAUGCGGAAGCUUCUACCGUUACCAAGAGUGGAAAGAUGGCCUACACAGUUUUAAUGACCGGAUAAUCCUUGAUCUCUCUUUAUGCUUAACCAUAAGGAACAUGCUACAGGUGCAUACUGCAGUGAGCAGAGUGGUAGAAUAUUUAGAAUUGACUACAGGGGUAAAGUUUCCCUCAGCUAAUACAGUUCUUCAUGGGUAUAUUCAUUUUGAAGCACUCACUGAUCAUGAUUAUCAGUUUUCCUGUGUAAAUUGUGGUGAUCAUCCACCAGUGGUCAUCAUGGACCUCCAUAAAAAGCGAGCCUUCCAUUUGUCAGGUGACCAACACAAUCCAUUUAAAGUUCCGCCAACUUUCCACUUUUGGGCACCGUGGAUAGCCAGAAAUACAAGCCGGUCAAACAGUGUCCUCAAUAUGGAAUUUGAAAAAUUCCGUCCGGCAAAACCAGCUGAGGUCUGUGAAAUAACAGUCUCUGAAGACCGCCUGACAGAGGAGCUGUACAAGCAGAAGGUUCAUGUGGUUAGAAAUUUAUGCAGGGAGUGUGGGUUGGAUUCCUCUGGAUCGCGAAAUGACCUCCUCCUGAGACUGUCCAAUGAAUUGCAGUCAAGGCACACGUAUGACAAGGUCUUUCAAAAGAAUUGGGCUGCGUCAGGCAGUUGGGCUGUGAUUAUGUGCCCGUGUGGCAUUGUAUACAGUAUAAAGUGCAACAUUAGAGCUGAAAGCCCACGUGACUUCACAGACAUGCUCCUUUCUUGGAAAUACAUGCCAAAUAUUGUAAUAUGACUUCGCACGUGGACUAGCAACACACAUGAAUCUGAGAGAACCAGAAAAGUUGCCCUUCAAACCAUUUGAAGGAUGGUUAAAGGCCCCAACUCCAUAAAAACAUAGCACUAGACAAAGAUAGGAAACUAAAGGUGUCACUUCCUUGGUUGAAUUGCAAGAAAGUGGUCCCAGACUGUGAUGGCCAUCCCAUGACUGGUUCAGCAGAGCAUUAUGCUCUGUAUGAUCGUUUCCAUGAAGAUAACACAAAGGAUGCCGUAAUGCCUUGAGGAAGCUUGGCCUGGUCCCGCAACUUGCUGGAAUAGUCAACAGCCAAAUAGCAGAACAGCUGUUUGCAAAAAUGAAAAAAAAAAAAAAUAAAAUUACUACUUAAACAUGGCUUUAUCAUCAACUCAUCUGUUUCUCAUGAGGAAUAUCAUUCACCACUACAACUGUCACAAAAACAAACAACGAUUGUGUGACAUAAAAAAGGCUUUUGAUACCAAGAUAGCUAUGAAUAUCCAAAGCCAGGCAGUGUUGGCAGAAGCCGUGCCGCCGUCAGUGGCCCUCGGCACACCCCGACAGCAGCCCUUGGACACGCCCCCGACAGAGGCCCUCGGCACGCCCCCAACAGCGGCCCUCAGCAUGCCCCGACUGCGGCUAUUGACUACUCUUUGAAAUUU